UUUAACGAGGCGUAUUAGAAGAAGAAAACGUGUCGUCGGGCGAAACAUGCUCCGUCCCCGCGUCCUCGCUUAACGGCGGAGGUGCAGCAGACCUCCAGUCCUUAGCGCGUCCCGUUUAUUCCGUGUCCGUUCUGCGUCGCCUGGACCGAACGCGGAGCGAUGUUGCGUCUGCGGCUCUUCACAUCUGCGCUGAAAUCUCUCCAGCCUCAGAUCAUCACUUCGCCGCCGCCAGCAUCUCUACUGAUGUGACCUCUGUGGCUCUCUCCUCUGCAGGCUUCGAGACGCGCUAACAUGUGAAGAAGCGUCUCCACGCGUGGAAACGGCUCGUGGACAGGCUCGUCAGAUUCUAGCAGCAGAAAUGCGAUGAGCAGGACGAAAUGGUAAGAAUCGACUGUGGAUUCAUAAACUGUGCUGAAUGGAUUAAGUAGCCUAAAGUCAGUCCAGAUACGACUCAUAGGGUUCCGAACGCCAACGUCUUUGAUGGCUUUUGUGAUGAGGAGAUGGAAGAUCUUGCUGGUGCUGAACGCGUUCGCCGUGGCGGGUUUCCUCACUUUUUGGGGCAAGUGCACUGUGCGGACGGGCAGAGGCAGCGGGCAGCAGGCGCCCACUGAUGCCAGAGGACAAACGCGUCUGAACGGCUCUGCUGUGGACACAGGCAUCACUCACGAGGUCCUGCUGAAGAGACUUGGCUCUCUGGAAGAUGUUGUCUACAGACAGCUUAAUGGUUUGUCCAAGUCUCUUGGACUCAUUGAGGGCUUUGGAGGCAGGGGCAAAGGGGGCUUGCCCGCCACCCUGACUCCUGCAGAGGAGAAGGAAGCCAAAUAUCUUCGGGAGAAAUAUGGCUACAACGCCUUCCUGAGUGACAGGAUCUCUCUGGAUAGGUCCAUCCCGGAUUAUCGGCCCAGCAAGUGCAAAAGGGUGUUUUACCCCAGAGACCUGCCGCAGAUCUCCCUCAUCUUCAUCUUUGUGAAUGAGGCACUGUCGGUCAUCUUGCGUUCCGUCCACUCAGCUGUCAAUCAUACGCCGGCGCACCUUCUGAAGGAGAUCAUAUUGGUUGAUGACAACAGUGAUGACGAACAACUGAAGGCGCCGCUCGAGGAGUACGUCAACAAACGCUACCCGGGCCUCGUCAAGAUCGUGCGCAAUCAGAAGAGAGAGGGUCUGAUUCGCGCUCGGAUCGAGGGCUGGAAGGUGGCUACGGGAGAGGUGACGGGCUUUUUCGACGCCCACGUGGAGUUCACCCCUGUAUGGGCUGAACCAGUUCUGUCCAGGAUCAAGGAGAACCCCAAGAGGAUCGUGCUGCCCUCAAUAGACAACAUUAAAGAUGACACCUUCGAGCUGGAGCGCUACGAGAACUCUGGCCAUGGUUUCAACUGGGAGCUGUGGUGCAUGUACAUCAGUCCCCCUAAACAGUGGUGGGAUGAAGGAGACACUUCUGCCCCCAUCAGGACACCUGCAAUGAUAGGCUGCUCCUUUGUGGCCAACCGGGACUACUUUGGAGAGUUGGGCCUGCUGGACUCAGGGAUGGACGUGUAUGGUGGAGAGAAUAUAGAGCUUGGAAUCAGGGUUUGGCUGUGUGGGGGCAGUAUGGAGGUCCUGCCUUGCUCCAGGGUGGCCCACAUUGCCAGGACAAAAAAGCCCUAUCACAGCAACAUCGCCUUCCACACCAGGCGCAACGCACUGCGGGUAGCGGAGGUGUGGAUGGAUGAGUACAAGUCAAACGUCUACCUGGCCUGGAACAUUCCAAUGGAGAACCAUGGCAUCGAUUAUGGUGACAUAUCAGAGCGUGUGGCACUAAGGAAAAGCCUCCAGUGCAAGAACUUCGAGUGGUACCUUGACAACAUCUACCCUGAGAUGAGGAGAUACAACAGCACUCUUUUUUACGGAGAAAUUCGCAACAUCAAUGUGACCCAUCUGUGUGUGGACCAGGGCGUGAAGGAGAACCACACGGCGACCCUCCACCCCUGCCAUGGCUGGGGCCCUCAGCUGGGCCGCUACACUAAGGAGGGCUACCUAUUCCUGGGGCCACUGGGCAGCACUGGGGAGGACACGCGCUGCGUGGUUGACGACAGAGUCAGCAACUUCCCUCAGCUCGUCAACUGCGAGAAGGUCUCCAACGUACGUCAGAAAACAUGGAACUUCGCACAGAAUCAACCCAUCGUCAACCGAGCCACAGGACGCUGUCUAGAGGUGGUGCAGGCGAACGUCUACUUUGGCUACGCGCUGGUUCUGCGGCCAUGCACGGGUCAGAGGUGGAACAUCAGGAACACAAUGAGGCAGCAGCGGGGACAGUGAGUCACCCUGCCUCAGAUAAGGCCAGCGCAUACGGGAAGACGGGAGUCCUGCCGGGAACUGUCCGGAUUACUUGAAAACGAGUCCAGUUUGUGGAUUAGCUUGCUGCUUUGUGUUCUGGACUCCAGUGGAGCAGAACUGAUUCAGCGUGAGUUGGUCUCAGCAGCGGGGUGCAUGGAACGUUGCUCCGGAGCAUGUGAGGAGUGCUCCGUGCUCUGCCAAAACAAGUUAUGACUGCCUGAGACCCAAAGACAGUUCUGUGUUCUUCAAAAGAAGUGGUCAGCUACUUCUGUACUGCAGACUUAAGUCAUUGACAGGGCAGAGCCAGCAUGAAAGACGAGGGAAGCCACAUGUAAUGCGGAACAGUUGUCUCACAAUCAGUACAGUGGUGCUAUGAGAUUAUACAGCAAAACUGACAUGCUUGCCGUGUGCUGAUCAAGUGUGAAUCAUUUUUGUUUUUAUUUUUAUUUUUUUUGCAUUGUAAGUGGCUUCCCUUUUAAAUGUUGUGACGCGUUUGGAAGCCAGUGGCUUGUUGGAUCUUUCCUUUAAUUUCUAUGUUGAAAACCGUUCACCAUUCCAGGAGAAGAUCCUCAUUCAUAGGGAUUUAUAAUAGUGAAUGUGUAGGUUAUUUUUCAUAUCCUAAUGUAAAUGGAUCCUGGUUUUUCUCCCCCUUUUUAACAAAGUUAGACAUCAUGGAUGUUUCCUUAUUCCUUUUUUUUUGUUCUACAUAUAAAGUAGCACUCAGUAGCAUGACCUGUUGAUAUGCACAUGGGAAAUACCUGUACAGUGUAGGCCUAUGUCAUGAGUUAGGUCUUCCGUUGAACUGUUCGUGUAAUGGUCAUACUCUUUCUCUGGGCCACUCUGAAAGAAUAUAAAGUAAAGACAGGCCACAAAACUGGUUUUAAGAUGCAUCCUAAAAGAUAUUUUUGAAUUUUAGAGUGAGUGUCAUAAGGUGUGUGUAAAUGAAUCAUGUACUGAAGAUGUUACUACAGACUUUUACCGCUGUUGCUCAUGUUGAAGAUUUGGUGAUGGAAAUUCCUCAUACCGUCUUCCAUUUUAAGAUCCUCUGGUUUGAAUAAAACUAUGAACUGUG
Messenger RNA from Pygocentrus nattereri (red-bellied piranha), 3385 nucleotides. RefSeq names its product polypeptide N-acetylgalactosaminyltransferase 17 (gene galnt17). NCBI's taxonomy places the organism in Eukaryota, Metazoa, Chordata, Actinopteri, Characiformes, Serrasalmidae. Gene Ontology annotation, cellular component: Golgi apparatus. The record is from RefSeq and is a predicted model, not a curated record. The transcript is spliced from 12 exons. The coding region runs from base 481 to 2295 and encodes 604 amino acids.